AUGACUAAUACAACUUCAAAUCCUGGUAAAAGACCACCACCAUCAGGGUCUGUAGAUGCUACUUCACGCGAAAAAAGAUUAAAAACAAUAGCUUGUGAUAGAUGCCGACGGAGAAAGGUUAAAUGCGAUGGAGAUGGUUAUAAUCAUCUACCUUGUAAAUAUUGUACUUCUGUAGGGCUUGAAUGCACAUACGGAAAAAACGCUAGCCGUACAAAUACCAAUCAAUCUCAAAUAGCAUCAUCAAAAACAAAUGUUUCCUCACAACCUAUUCGUACUCCUAAUCGUUCAAAAUCCACAUCUGCGACAAACGGUCCGCAGUCAACAUCUCGUCAAAGAAGAGGAUCUCAAUCUAACCAAAGUACGAGAACAGCCAAAAAAGCAACCUCUUCUACAAGCACGUCAUUUUCUAUCGUUACGUCUUCUUCGAAUACAAACACAAACUUAAAUCGAAUUAUUCCCCAAGUAUUACCUAUACUUGAUAAUGAUUUUGAAUAUUUGGUUAAAUUAUUUUCUUCCAUGUCUUUACAAAAUGAAGAUCAAGUUCGUCAACACUUUAGUCACUAUAUAUCACAAAUUCAGGAUGAAAAAGAAACUAUUUUGAGACCUCAUAUACAUGAUAUACCAAAAUUAGAUGAAUUAUCUCAUAGAUUUGUUAACUCGUAUUUCGAUAAUUUUCAUCCUACAUUUCCAGUAUUACAUAAAGCAUAUUUUAAUGAAAGAUUUAGAGAUACAAAUAAAACAAUGCCCCGUAUCUUAUUAUAUGCCGUUUGCGCGAUAGGUUCAAAUUAUUUAGAUGAUUCAAUGGCUAGAAAAGAUCAUAACGAUUCUCACAUUCUCGGUUUAGAAUAUUAUGAACAUGCUCAAGAUUUGAUUAGUCAAAAUCUUAAUUAUCCAAGAUUGAGUACCGCUGUUGCACUUUUUCUCUUAGGAAUGUAUGAUUCACGAAGUUUUAAAGGUUGCACAUACAUAGGAAUGGCCACAACAUUCGCUACCGCAAUGAGAUUACAAGAUAAGAAUGCAUCCGAAGUAACCUUGAACCGCAUGUCAACUAUUUCGGAUAAAUAUUGUACAAUUGAAUUUCCAGAAUUCGAAUCAUUAUUUACGCCCGACGAAUUCGAAUCAAAAAUUAUAAAAUAUUUCAUACAAUAUUUUAAAAUUACAAAAAUAAUGUAUGAAAUUUUAGAAAUUAACUUAUCUGAGACUAAUAAUAAUAUUGAAAAUAUAACUUCAAGAUCUGAAGAAAAACUAAAUAAUUGGGAAAAAGAAUUACCACCAUAUUUACGAAUAGAAAAUUGUGAACCGUUGACGUUAUCAUUAUCCACGAAAAUAACAAUUGAUCACCUCCGGGUCUAUUUAUGCAUUCUCUAUAAUUAUGCAAUGAUUAGAAUUCACUAUAUUAAUAUUACGUCAGAUCACAGCAUGGCAACCUGUGCAAAAGCAGCAAAUACUAUCACAACAUUUAUAAAUAAGAAUUUCUUGAUCAUGAUUAGUAGCACACCAUUUAUUAUUCAUUGCGCACUUUAUGCAGGAUUUAUUCAUAUAUUAAAUCUCAAGAAACCAAUGUAUGCUACUGUAGCCAAAAAUAAUGUUAUACAAACUCUCAAAUUAUUUCAAGAUAUACUCGGUAUGCAAUCUUUACAAUCUAUACAUUCGGCCAUAAAAAAUUUGAUUGCGAUUUUCACAUCUCAAUUAGAAAGUAUGGGAGAUAUUGACGAAGAAAUUUUAAAUGUUGCUAAAGCUGCUUUGGCUUCAAUUUCUUAUCACCACAAUAUUCACCAAUAUCUCCGGUAA
Racocetra fulgida is the source of this 1791-nucleotide messenger RNA. The record is from the annotation of a GenBank genome assembly. Lineage: Eukaryota; Fungi; Glomeromycota; Glomeromycetes; Diversisporales; Gigasporaceae.